AUGGCUCGCUUCGCCUGUUCGUUUGCCGUUUACACAACCUCGCAACUCAACUCCAUCAUUCUAUACGAAGAACUUGAGACCAGCAUCAACCGUAUUGAUUUGCAUGUGAUCAAGCUGUGUCUAGCGAGGAACACGAAUACAUCCAAGACGUGGCCGAUGACGCAGAGACGACAUCUUGCGCUCAUCGACACCGUCGACGCCAUCGACGCCAUGUCUCAAUCACAGAUCCUGACGCCGGAGCAAACGCACGCCCUUUUUGACAUCCUUACCCACCAUGAAACAUACUCUGAAAUAGAAGCCUUCAAGUCCCCCGACGGUGUUCUCACCCACGGAUUCCCCUUUCGUACCAAAGAACAGCAAGCGCGUGCCGCCCAAAACGGCGCACGCCAGGACAUCGCAGCCCCGGCACCGACCGGCGGGGGCGGGCUGACAGGCUUCGCGCUGAGCCUCUGGGGCGGCGGCCGCUCCGACAGCAGUGCCGGCGCUACGCCGACGCCCUCGGCGCCCGACUCGCCGCGCGCUUACACGCCAUCAGUGGCGGAGUUGUCCCCUAGCGGCAGCGACGCCGAGGGUGACGCCGAGGACCUCGACACUCUGUCGGCGCUGCCGGUCAUGCAGCUGCUUACGUCGACGUUUAUCAUGCGCCUGCCGGCCAUCAAGGCCCUGCCGCGGGACUAUUGGGCGGUGCGCGUGCAAGGGCUGUUGAGCCGGUUCGCCGAGGCAAGCCUGUCAGAGAGCUACGACAAGGGGGCCAUGGGCGCGCGCAAGACGCUGGCGUCGGGGUCCGGGUCCGUCAUUGAGAUGAUUUCGAGGGGGUUCCUGGGCGGCGUGGGGCGACGGGGUGAUGAGGGCGUGACGCCGACGACAAAGGCGCUGAUUGACAAGACGUACAGCCUGCAAGAGGGCCAAGAGCUUGUGCGCGCGUGGCAGGACGUCCUCGACGGGCUCGUCUACGGCGACUUGGUUGACAAGAUGUUUGACUACCUCGCCAGCACGGACAAGCUCGAGGAGCACUCGGCCGCCGUCGACGCCUCCAGCAACUACAUCGUCUUCCACCUUGCCGCACUGCUGCACCACGUCUUUGCGCUGAGCCCCGAUGGGCCGUACCUGCUUAAGCUGCUCGACGGCGUGCACAGCUUGAUUCCCUACAAGAUGAUCAAGCAGACGCUGCGCAUUGGCAACGCGGCCACCAUGAUUAAUGGCAUGAUGCGGCUGCUGCUGGCUAAGCUCAGCGUCACGGGCCUGACCAACUGGCUGGGCGUCACGCAAAACGACGACGACGGCAUGAACCUGCUGCAAAAUAUCAUAUCGCUGGUGCUGUCCCGCGACGCGGGGGAGUUUAAAAAGGCGGUCCAGCGCAUCGACAAGAUGCAGGGCGGCGAUGGCGCGCCGAGCCAGGCCAUGCGCGACGCCAUUCGGGCGCAUGUGGAGGACAGUCAAGCGGCGCAGGCGGCGAUGCGACAGGCGAGCGUCGACGCCGAGGAGUCGAUUGUGGUGGCGCUGCUCAGGGCCAGCGAUCCGGCGCUGGUACGUCAGAUGACCGAGGCGCAGCACACAGCGUGUCUCGAGUACUACUCGGCGCUGCUGUCGAUGCGCGACCGCGACGCCAUCACGAGGGUCCUGUGUCGGCAGCCGCCGGACCUCUUUACGCGUGCGCUCAGGGAGGCAGUGGCCGCGUACAACCCCAUCAUCCGGGUCGUGCACGAGCGCGUCGACCUCGGCUCCCACCUACAGGACCUGCAGACGUUCAUCACACAGUUUCUCCGCACGAGCACGCCCAAGAGCGGCGCUGCCGUCACUGUGGAGGAUUACGUCAAGCUGCUCAACGACCACAAGCCGCUGCUGCACAAGUUUGUGCACGCCGUGGGCAAGAACUGCCCCGAGGUCUGGGGCGACCUGCGCGCAUGGAGCAACGCGUCGAUUGUGCGCUUCCGGCAGCAGACGACGGCGGCGGCGACCGGUGAGGGCGGGGUGAAGAAGAGUGUCAUGGACGAGGCUCUCCAGGGGCUCGUCUCUGGGCUGGACGCCACGGCCCGCGCAAAGGUGCUGACUGCUGUGGACGCGCAUGCGGGCUACCUCGCAACGCUGAAGAAAGGCUCCGAUGCGCGUCUUGACCAGCUGGCCACGCAGACGACAGGUGGCAGCAGCAGCAGCAGCAGCAGCAAAAGCAGCAGCAAAGAGAGUACUGGCAGCUGGGGCCCGGGUGUCUACCUCGCGCGCUGGCAGGAUAUCCUCGACGACACGCUCAUCACGCCGGCGUGCGCGGCGCAGCCCGCCACGAUGCGGCGCGGCGCUGACGUGCGGCACCUGGCGACGCUUGGCAAGACGGGCGUCGCGGGCGGGAACCUCGGAAGGGCGGACGAGGCGAAACACAGGACGGUGCCGCGGGCGCCGGAUGUCAAGAUUGUGAUCGGGUCGUUGGGCGAGGCGUUUGGUGCGCUGCUGCAGACUUUGAAUAUGGAACGCAGAGUGUUUGGGAAGAAGGAGACAGGGCGUACGUGA
This is a messenger RNA of Cordyceps militaris CM01, 2502 nucleotides long. RefSeq lists its product as uncharacterized. The record is from RefSeq and is a predicted model, not a curated record. The coding region runs from base 1 to 2502 and encodes 833 amino acids. Gene Ontology annotation, molecular function: phosphatidylinositol binding. Lineage: Eukaryota; Fungi; Ascomycota; Sordariomycetes; Hypocreales; Cordycipitaceae. The transcript is spliced from 2 exons.